AUGAGGAUAUUCUUUACCUCAAACCGAUUUCGCUUUUUCAUCAUCUUCACUGCAUGCUUAUGCAUAUACUUUGCUAUUCUAAAGAAAAAAACUUAUAAAAGUAAAGAUAUUGUAAGUAUAUCUUCAAGGUUUGCGAUCCCAACCAGUAAGUACACCUCCAUAUUGGGUCCUAAACUCGAUAAGCUUCCUAAUCAAGGUGAUGCUAAGAAAUUAUUUCAACUAUGGAAGAAAGAACAUGGACGAGUCUAUCAUGAUCAAGAAGAGAUGGAAAAGAAAUUUGAAGUUUUUGUUUCAAAUGUGAAGUAUAUCGUGGAGGCCAAUGCAAAGAGAGACUCACCUCAUAGCGCUUUUUUUGGUCUAACCAACUUUGCUGAUUUGAGCUUCCCGGAAUUCAAAGAAACAUACUUGACCUUAAACGACGACGCCAUGGAUACUUUGAACGAUGACGUUGAUGACUCAACAUGUAGUAUUGAUCCACCAACAUCCUUGGACUGGAGGUUGAAAGAUGCUGUCACUCCUGUUAAGAAACAAGGCAAAUGUGGUUCUUGUUGGGCAUUCUCAACUGUAGGUGCCGUUGAAGGAAUAGUUGCAAUAAAGACAGGGAAGCUUAUUAGCCUUUCAGAGCAGGAGGUUCUAGAUUGCGAACCAGAUGGAAAUUGUAAGAGAGGACGUGUGUCCAAAGGAUUGAACUGGGUAAUAGAAAACAAAGGGAUUGCAACACAAGAUGAUUAUCCUUAUACUAAAAAGAAGGGUGAUUGCAAAUCCUCCAAGAUUGCAAAUAGUCCAAAUAGCAGCAUUACCUCAUAUAGUCGCGUGAAGAGAUCGGAGAUGGGAUUAUUGUGUGCAGUUGCUCAGCAGCCUCUUAGUGUUAGUAUUAAUUCAUCCACAGAAGGCUUUCACCUUUACAAUGGUGGAGUCUUUACAGGUGAAGAUUGUCCGUCUGAUUCUAAGAAUACAACUCACGCCGUGGUAAUAGUGGGUUAUGAUUCUAUAGACUGUGACGAAUAUUGGAUCGUGAAGAAUUCAUGGGGCACGCGUUGGGGAAAUCAGGGUUAUAUUUAUAUCAAAAGGAACACCGGCAAAAAGUAUGGAGUGUGUGCAAUCAAUGCAUGGGGUAGAUUAUUAGAAAAAAAUUAA
Lathyrus sativus (Indian pea) is the source of this 1137-nucleotide messenger RNA. NCBI's taxonomy places the organism in Eukaryota, Viridiplantae, Streptophyta, Magnoliopsida, Fabales, Fabaceae. The record is from the annotation of a GenBank genome assembly.